UACGAGUACUUACAAUAUUAGCGUCGUUUCCAACAGCGGAGGGAGCAAAAAUUGGUUUACUGACAGUUUUAAUUUGGCACGGUACUUGUUUACGCGGCAUUACCGGAAAUUGUUAACUGACAAUUUUAGCCGGCGACUGUUUUCGCAUCCAGUUUUGCCUUCGCUUCCUGUUUUUUUUUGGCGUGAGAAACCGGAGCCCAGCUAGAUAAAAGGCAACAAUGGGUUUUCUGCUGCGAGUGUGGUUACUGGUGACGUUGCCGUUGCGGCUCGCCUUAGAGCUCGUUCCACACGUACGUUUACCAUCCGGAAGAAGAACCCGACCCGGUACCGCCAACUCCCUACAGCGCUAACAAAAACGGCCACCUCGACGACAUGGAUCUGUCGGCGGAGAAACGGAGCAAACUGGAGGAACGUCAUGAAUUCUGGUGGGGCACCAAUCGCGACGCGCCGUCACGGAUCCGGCGGAAAGUGCAGGGACUGCGCAGUAUGAACAAAGUCCGGCUGCAGUUGGUCUGCGAUACGUACUACCGGCAUGUAUUGGGGCGGGAUCAACUGCACAGUGUGGAUACGUCGGAUACAGCGACGCCGCUAUUGGGUGCACGCAUCUGUGAGGUGGGCUGUGGAGGCGGUCUACUGGCGGAGGCGCUCGUACAGCUGGGCGCGGAUGUGGUAGCCAUUGACUGUGAUGAGUACGAUGUCUUGACGGCCAAAGCGCAUUGGCGGGAAACGCAGGGCCGCGAUAGAAUAGGUCCCUCGUACCACAACGCCAGCGUCAAGGAAUUCAGCCAGGCCCAUCCCGGUGAAUUCGACAUGGUCAUCUGUUCGGAGCAGCUGCAGUACCAGCACAUCAACGGACUGGAGUACGUCCCGUACAUCUGCAAACUGGUCCGCGACGGCGGCUGCGUCUUCUUCACCACCAACAACCGCUCCCUGCCGGCUCUCCUCUUCAUCAUCGGCUGGAUGGAGCACGUGGCCGGGACGAUGCCGGCCUUCACCCAUCGUUUCCACCGCUUCAUCAAACCCGAUGAGAUUGCUGAUGUGGUACGGCGCUGCGGAUUCGAGACGAUCAACGUGGCCGGGUUUAUUCCGCUGGGGAUGACCGCCCGUCUGAAAUGGCGGAUGCAGUGGUUCCUCACCAGCUUCAUCGGCGUAUGGUAUGCCCUCAUUGCGAAAAAGGCCGAACAUGUCUACGGUGGUCAAUAAAAAGGAGAUUAUUUAUUUAAUUAUUCCACAAUUGUUAAGUGCCAUUGUAGUUGUUAAAUCAGAAAAGAUUAUACGAGUGCAGAGUGAACUUAACUGAAGAUAUUGUUAAUUCGUUCUUCUUAUAUGAUUGUGUUUGAUUCGUUGGUGGUUACAUUUUUUACUGAAUAAAUAAUAUCCACACACAGUACAUUUCUUCUUGCACGAGGGUUUACUCGUUUUUUGACAAUAUAGUAUGCAUUUAAUUGGACAACAGCUUCUCAAAUAAAAGACCACUGUAGCUCAAUA
This is a messenger RNA of Paramacrobiotus metropolitanus, 1488 nucleotides long. RefSeq names its product ubiquinone biosynthesis O-methyltransferase-like. Gene Ontology annotation, molecular function: 2-methoxy-6-polyprenyl-1,4-benzoquinol methyltransferase activity. The record is from RefSeq and is a predicted model, not a curated record. The transcript has 3 exons. Gene Ontology annotation, biological process: ubiquinone biosynthetic process. Bases 373 to 1203 code for a protein of 276 amino acids. NCBI's taxonomy places the organism in Eukaryota, Metazoa, Tardigrada, Eutardigrada, Parachela, Macrobiotidae.